Messenger RNA from Puccinia triticina, 1263 nucleotides. RefSeq lists its product as uncharacterized. NCBI's taxonomy places the organism in Eukaryota, Fungi, Basidiomycota, Pucciniomycetes, Pucciniales, Pucciniaceae. Gene Ontology annotation, molecular function: double-stranded DNA binding; RNA binding. The record is from RefSeq and is a predicted model, not a curated record. Gene Ontology annotation, biological process: transcription elongation by RNA polymerase II; poly(A)+ mRNA export from nucleus; post-transcriptional tethering of RNA polymerase II gene DNA at nuclear periphery. Gene Ontology annotation, cellular component: transcription export complex 2. The transcript is spliced from 13 exons. Bases 1 to 1263 code for a protein of 420 amino acids.
AUGCCGACAUUGAAGCCGUCGAAGUAUGCUGAAGAGCACGUCGCACCAGCUGUGCUCGGGAAGUUCGGCGAGGCCCUGGCCGAGUGCUUCUCGAUGAGCGAUAGCCAUGGCAAAUAUCUCUACCAAAGCUCAUCUGCCUCCCUCUCUUCCGCUGAAAAUCAAAUCAGGCGCAAGUUGAACAGCCAUCAACCUUGGGACAGCCUAACCGUAGCUCAUCUCCGAGUCAUCCACGCCGUCCAUUCCGCCGACUUGAGCUCGCCUAACUUCUUGGCAAUAUUCGACGCUCAAAAAAGCUUGGUCAGUGCCUAUAACGAUUGGUUUAGAUCUGAUAAUACCGCUUGGAGUCUUCCGGUGCUUUAUGUCAUCUACCGCGACUUACGGGCGUUUGCCACACGGGCAGACGAGACUCUGCUCCUCAAGGGAGAAAAGGCCGUCAAAUUAGCUGAGGCGGCAAGACUGAUCCAAGUUGGAUUCGGAUUAUGCUGUAGUGAUAGAACUUCAACCGGUGACACCAAAAAAUUGGGCGUUUUGUACAUGGCUAGUUUGCUGUUCAAGAUCUACUUCAAAUUGAAAUCUACGGCGCUUUGUAAAAACGUCAUUCGGGGUGUAGAUAAUGCUGGCUUGCUAGAUGGCUUCCAGGUACCAGUUGCUCAUCGGGUGACAUAUCGUUAUUACAUGGGAGUGCUAUCAUUCCUUCAAGAGGAUUACGAAAAGGCAGAAGAUCAUCUCUCUUUUGCCUUCAACAAUUGCCAUAGGAACAAGCGUCGGAAUCGAGACCUGAUCAUGAACUACCUGGUCCCGCUCCGAUUGCUGAAGGGCAAACGGCCAAUCCCUGCACUCUUGAACCAAUUCACCCAACUCUCUGACCUCUACCAAACUUUUAUCGCCGCUGUUAGAUUGGGAAAUGUGGAAUUGUUCGAUAGCCACUUGAUCCAAGUCGAAAAACAGCUGAUGAAGAGGGGUACUUACCUCAUAGUUGAACGAUGUCGAGAUGUUUGUCUUUGUAACUUUGUUAAGCUGAUACAUCGAUUGAAAUCACGAGCUCACCAGAUCCCAUUGGAGUCAUUCCGGAAGAUAGCCUAUGAGGUAGAAGACGAGCAUGAGGAAGAAGAUGUAGAUAGUAAACUGGAAGAGGUCGAAUGCCUCUUGGCGAAUCUGAUUGCUCAGGACCGAGUUCGUGGGUAUAUUCACCAUCAAGCCAAGAUGUUGGUCCUAUCCAAAGUUGAUGCCUUUCCCGCCCAGACUGUGAUCAGAGGGUAUUAA